Messenger RNA from Juglans regia (Persian walnut), 1823 nucleotides. RefSeq names its product protein RRP6-like 2. Gene Ontology annotation, biological process: poly(A)-dependent snoRNA 3'-end processing; histone mRNA catabolic process; nuclear polyadenylation-dependent rRNA catabolic process. The transcript is spliced from 10 exons. Bases 126 to 1712 code for a protein of 528 amino acids. Gene Ontology annotation, molecular function: nucleotide binding; nucleic acid binding; 3'-5'-RNA exonuclease activity. Lineage: Eukaryota; Viridiplantae; Streptophyta; Magnoliopsida; Fagales; Juglandaceae. The record is from RefSeq and is a predicted model, not a curated record. Gene Ontology annotation, cellular component: nuclear exosome (RNase complex); nucleolus.
AGGCGUCGAAGGUAUUGAAACUACAGAGAAAUAGUUUGGAGUUUCUUUUGGAUCACUUUUGUGGAGUUAUUGCGAAUAAAGAAUACCAGAAUGCAGAUUGGAGAUUACGCCCUCUUCCUGAGGAUAUGGUCAGAUAUGCCAGAGAAGAUACACACUAUCUAUUGCAUAUAUAUGAUUUAAUGAGAAUGGAGUUGUUUUCAAUGCCCAAGGAGGACGAAAAUUUUGAUUCUCCUUUAGUAGAGGUCUACAAGCGCAGUUAUGAUGUAUGCAUGCAGCUGUAUGAGAAAGAGGUUUUGACAGAAAACUCAUAUCUAUAUAUAUAUGGGUUGCAAGCUGCUGGUCUCAAUGCUCAGGAGCUUGCUGUAGUUGCAGGGCUUUAUGAGUGGCGGGAUGUUGUUGCUCGUGCAGAGGAUGAGAGUACUGGAUAUAUAUUACCAAACAAAGUUCUUCUUCAAAUUGCCAAGCAGAAGCCGGAUGCAACUAGCAAGUUACGUCGAAUCGUAAAAUCAAAGCAUCCUUACGUGGAGCGCAAUCUUGCUUCCGUUGUUAACAUCAUUAGGCAUUCUAUGCAUAACGGUGCUGCAUUUGAAGCUGUUGCUGAAAAUCUGAAGAUUGGCCACAUGGAAAUGGUAUCGGAUGGAAAUAUUGUGGUUACCGAUGGAUCUGAGGCUGUCUUACACGAUGCUCCUGCAUAUUUUCAAGGUGCAAAUGCCAGAGGAGAAAGCAUUGAAGCUGGUGAUAUGAAAAAUAGCAUUUCGGUACUCUUGCCUGCUUGUUCGGAGCAAGACGAGUCUCUGGAGCUUGGGUGCAGUGCCUCUGAACUUGGCAGAGAUGGACAAGGGGCUUCUUUUGAAGUUUUAGAUAAAAAUGGGAAGGUAAAUACUGGUUCUGAUGGUUAUAUUGCAGAGCUCCCCACUGAAAGGCUUAAGGCAAAUGAUGACACCUUGGUAUCGGCUUCAACAAAAGUUGUUACUGGAGCAACGGUUCAGAUGUUAAAGAAGCCUAGUGGUGCUUUUGGGGCACUGCUCGGGAGUUCUGCUCCAAAGAGAAAGUUUAAUACUGAUAAAAAGCAGGAAGAGAUGAAGUUGGAACAAAUCAGGUCUUCAGUGACCUUCCCCUUCCACACAUUUUCGGGCACGAGUGAGCAGUCACAACCAGUUACGGAAACACUGGAUACAGUUGGGGGAAUUCAUCAUCUUCAAGAAUCAAUUGUCGUGCCAGCUGCCAGCUCUAAUUUAGAGGAGAUUAUAACUCUAGUAGAUGAAUCAAAUAUAGAGGAAUCAAUUCGUGGAAAUAGGGAAGCUACAAAUGGGCACAAAAACGAUUUCGGGACAUCUGCUUUAGAAUUGGAUAGUGGAGAUGAGCCUAUGUCUCUCUCUGAAUUGUCAUCAAGCUUCCAAAAAUGCUUUGAGUCAAGUAAUCAAAAUGGGAAAGCCAGACAAGUUGAGAAAUCUCAAGAACCUGGUUUCUUGCAGCUAAGGCCAUUUGAUUAUGAAGCAGCACGGAAGCAGGUCAGAUUUGGAGAAGAUAAAUUGGAAGAGUUGGAAUCAGGAAGCGAGAAAGGUUUAAAGGGCCGGCUCAGUUCUCGGGGAAAGAAAAAAGGUUCAGUUACAGAUCGAACCCAAAGAGACGAUGGCACAAGAGAACUUGCACAAGGCAUGCGACGUCAAGCUUUUCCGGCAACAGGGAAUCGUAGCGCAACUUUUCGGUGAGUCCCUUGCUACAUAUUGUACUUGUCGGUGUAUGACAGAUAAAAAGAAUGCUUAUCAACCUCGGUGGGUUGUCAUUUCAUUAUCCAAUACCAAUUUCCUUUGUUCUUACAA